Messenger RNA from Phacochoerus africanus (Common warthog), 2001 nucleotides. Its product is annotated as neuferricin. Lineage: Eukaryota; Metazoa; Chordata; Mammalia; Artiodactyla; Suidae. The transcript has 4 exons. The record is from RefSeq and is a predicted model, not a curated record. Gene Ontology annotation, cellular component: endomembrane system; membrane. The coding region runs from base 307 to 1101 and encodes 264 amino acids.
UCAUCCCCCAGCCUCCUUUUGCCACCAUCUUUGUUGGGGGCGACAAUUUGAGGGCCCAGAAAGCUUGUCGCUGCUCACUUUCUCGGUAUCGUUCCACAUUCACUACCUAUGCUGGUAAAGUACGAGAAAGAGUUGGAGCCAAGUAGUGACGCUUUUGCCAAAGACUUCCCUUUCCGUAGUCCCCUUAACGACAGGAGGACACGGGAGAGCGCGCGUCGCGCGGAUGACGUUGCGGCCGCUCCUCCACCAUCUUGGUUGUGGACGGAGGUGGCAACUUCGGAGCAGCGGAGGGGUACAGCUGUCUAAAUGCCGAGGCUCGGCGGGCGUGGGCUCUGGCUGGGCCUGGCCGCGGCGGCGGUGGCGGCGAUGAUCGCUCGGCUAACAGGCUGGUGGAGUCCCCGCGCUGACUUCCGCCUUUUCAUACCCGAGGAGCUGGCCCGCUAUCGCGGCCGCCCUGGGGACCCGGGCCUCUACUUGGCCUUGCUCGGCCGCGUCUACGAUGUGUCCUCUGGCCGGAGGCACUACGAACCUGGGGCCCCGUAUAGCGGCUUCGCAGGCCGAGAUGCAUCCAGAGCGUUUGUGACCGGGGACUACUCUGAAACAGGCCUUGUGGAUGAUGUAUCUGACCUGUCAUUUUCUGAGAUGCUGACGCUCCAAAACUGGCUUUCAUUCUACGAGAAGAAUUAUGAAUUCAUUGGAAGGGUGAGCGGACGCUUCUAUGGCCAGGAUGGGCUGCCCACCCCAGAACUGACCCGGACAGAAGCCAUGAUCGCCCGAGGCGUGCAGGCAAAUAAGCAGGACCUGGAAGAGAAGCAGAGGUUCCCCCCAUGCAAUGCCGAGUGGAGCUCCGCCCGGGGCAGCCGCCUCUGGUGUUCCCAGAAGAGUGGAGGUGUGAGCAGAGACUGGACUGGUGUCCCCAGGAAGCUGUUUAAGCCAGGUGCCAAGGAGCCCCACUGCGUGUGCGUGAAAACAACCGGCCCCCCUAGCGACCAGACGCCGGACAGCCCCACACACAGGAAUCGUGGGGACUUGGACCACCCCAGCUUGGCCGAGUACCCAGGCUGCCCACCCCUGGCCAUCACGUGCUCCCUCCCCCUCUAAAGCGGUUCCCUGUAUGCUGCCCACCCACCGAGAGCCCUGCCUGGAAGCCUAGUGGCUCCUGACCUGAACCAAGAGGGCCUGGAAGGAGAGGAGCGUGGCUGUGCUCCGCAAACGUGACUGAUGCCACCUCACCGUGACUCACCAUUCUGGUGCCUGAGGCCACAGCUUGGCAACCUGCCGCGUACCGUCAGCCUGCUUCUGCCACUGCACCCUUCAUCUCCUCGCCCACCCGCUUUGGAGUCCGCAGGUGUGAGUGAGCACACACAAGACCAACUCAAAACUAGCGGGCUGGACACACAAAGAGGCCGGGAGCCCCGGGAGCUUCCUCCCAAGACUUUGGGACCGCCUAGAUCAGCUGUGCCCUGUCUCUAACUCCCAACCUGGUUGGGGGAUCGGGGGCACUGGCAAGAGAGACCGCGUCUUUCCCUUACACCUCCGAAACAAGCAGACACGUCCAGAAAAGUCGUGUAAAUUAACGGUGUCGCCUAAACAAGGUCCUACUCCCCAUACAGCACGGGGAACGAUCCUUCAUCGGCAUCUUGUGAUGAACCACAGCGGAAAGAACGGGCAGAGGCGUGGCGAGCUACAGACAGCUGCAUGACUGAGCCACUCUCUCGCACACUGCAAGUCGACUAAACUAAAAUGGGGAGGAAAGGUGUUAACCCUGUUCCGGUCACUGCUGGGACCCCCGACUUUGACAGCCUUUCUGUAUGUAAGCGCUCUCUCACCCGAAGGCUUUGGUUGAAUUUACAACCGAAAGCCACACUGAGUGACUCUGAGCUAGACCAAUACAGCAAGAGGUGAAAACAGGAUAGGCUAAUUCGAGAAAUGGAAAAGCCUUUGCUUGUAUGGAUGCAGCAAAUCCAGCUGCCUCGGAACAAAGCAACAAUUUAAAAGCAA